CACCGUCUCUCUCUUCAUUCAUAAUCAUUUAUCACUCUCUCUUCUCUUUUACAGAGUGAUUUCACCUCACCUCUCUCUCUCUCUCUGAUUCUCUACUCUCUACCCUCUCUCUAGCUCUAGGGGGGCUGCGUUAGUGUAUUCAAUAAGCCAGCCUUUUCGCUUCGUUUCGUUUCUGCACUCUUAAAAAUCUCGUCUUUUUAUCCCCUCCAAGAUUUCAAGACUCCCCACAUUUAAUAAUAAUUGCUCUGCCGCCGUCAGCUGCGAAUAUUCAGAUAGAGAUAAUAAUAUAUUACUGUUUUUGCUUGCAUUUAUAGCCCCAAUGGAAACAGCGCUCCUUAGAAGAAGUUGUAACGGCCAUCCAACCGCGAGCUGUGCCGUAUAGCAUUUGGGCGGUGUGAUUUUGGAAGAAGCGUAUGUGAAAGCAUUUUUCGUGUGGUUAAGCAUGAACCCACCAUUGAAGCAAGCCUAAAAGAGUAUAAAGUCCAGUUUUUUCUUCCAUUUUCAGUCUUGGAAGGUUUAGGUGUUUAAGAAGAGGGGUUGAGAGGAAAAGAUGGAGCCACAGAGACAGAGUGAAGAGGCAAUAGUUCCUGGGAUUAUGAGUACUGAAACUGAGGUAGAUGAUCAGAGAGAGGAAGGGAGAGUUCAACAAGAAUCUAUGCUUGGUUUCAAGAGCUUUCUUUGGCAUGGAGGGUCUGUUUAUGAUGCUUGGUUCAGCUGUGCUUCAAAUCAGGUGGCUCAGGUUCUUUUAACUUUGCCAUACUCUUUUUCUCAAAUGGGGAUGCUCUCAGGGGUUUUGCUUCAGAUCUUUUAUGGCAUUCUUGGAAGCUGGACUGCUUAUCUUAUCAGUGUACUGUAUGUUGAGUACAGAACCAGAAAGGAAAAAGAGAAUGUCAGCUUCAAGAACCAUGUUAUCCAGUGGUUUGAGGUGUUGGAUGGCUUGUUGGGACCCAAAUGGAAAGCUGUUGGCCUGGCCUUCAAUUGUACCUUCCUGUUGUUUGGUUCUGUCAUUCAGCUCAUAGCUUGUGCAAGUAAUAUAUACUACAUUAACGACCGGUUGGACAAGAGGACAUGGACAUACAUAUUCGGGGCCUGUUGUGCAACGACGGUGUUCAUCCCCUCCUUUCACAACUAUAGGAUAUGGUCCUUUCUUGGACUGGGAAUGACAACAUAUACCGCGUGGUAUUUGACCAUUGCAGCCUUCGUUCAUGGCCAGGUUGAAGGUGUUACUCACAGUGGACCGAAAAAAAUGGUUCUUUACUUUACCGGAGCCACCAAUAUACUCUACACCUUCGGUGGGCAUGCUGUCACUGUGGAAAUCAUGCACGCGAUGUGGAAGCCUCAAAAGUUUAAGUACAUAUAUCUAUUCGCCACCCUUUACGUCUUCACAUUAACGAUCCCAUCUGCUGCUGCCAUGUAUUGGGCCUACGGUGAUCAGCUUCUCAGUAAUGCCAAUGCGUUUGCACUCCUUCCCCAAAACGGUUUUCGCGAUGCAGCUGUUGUUCUUAUGCUAAUCCACCAGUUCAUAACGUUCGGAUUUGCUUGCACGCCACUGUACUUUGUUUGGGAGAAAGUGAUAGGGAUGCACGACACGAAGAGCAUAUGUUUAAGGGCACUAGCGAGGUUACCGGUGGUGAUACCGAUAUGGUUCUUGGCCAUCAUAUUUCCCUUCUUCGGGCCUAUCAACUCCGCUGUGGGAGCACUUCUAGUUAGCUUCACCGUCUACAUCAUCCCCGCCCUCGCACACAUGGUAACAUACAGAAAGGCGUCGGCCCGGCAGAAUGCAGCAGAGAAACCCCCGUUCUUCCUACCGAGCUGGACCGCUGUGUAUGUAUUGAACGCAUUCGUUGUGGUUUGGGUUUUAGUCGUCGGGUUUGGAUUCGGGGGGUGGGCAAGCAUGAACAACUUCAUCAAGCAAGUCGACACCUUCGGGCUAUUCGCGAAAUGCUAUCAGUGCAAGCACAAGUCUCCAGAAACCAAUCACCAUACAUAGAAGGAAGAUCAGAAGAUUUUCUUCAUCACAGAAGAUUUUAAUGCUUUUUCUGACUUUCUGUUGGGGGUUAAUGUUGUAGUAUCUUGUGUGUUUCUGUUUAUGUUUUUGUGUUCAGAAUAUGUAUAAAGAUGUAUAAGAAGAUGAAAUGGUGACAGUUUCUUAGUAGGCUCAGAAUUGUCUUUUUGCCCUGAAAAUGAUAUGAAAGAAUGGGAUAAGAAUCUAAGA
Ipomoea nil (Japanese morning glory) is the source of this 2215-nucleotide messenger RNA. Its product is annotated as auxin transporter-like protein 2. The record is from RefSeq and is a predicted model, not a curated record. Lineage: Eukaryota; Viridiplantae; Streptophyta; Magnoliopsida; Solanales; Convolvulaceae. The transcript has 10 exons. Bases 551 to 1990 code for a protein of 479 amino acids. Gene Ontology annotation, cellular component: plasma membrane.